Molecule: messenger RNA, 3034 nt
Organism: Spea bombifrons (plains spadefoot toad)
Lineage: Eukaryota; Metazoa; Chordata; Amphibia; Anura; Pelobatidae
Gene: SH3PXD2B
Product: SH3 and PX domains 2B
Exons: 13
Coding region: 215-2929 (904 amino acids)
Biological process (GO): superoxide anion generation
Molecular function (GO): protein binding; superoxide-generating NADPH oxidase activator activity; phosphatidylinositol binding
Source: RefSeq, a predicted model, not a curated record
GCAGAGACCUUAAGCUAUGAAAGUAGCCCCAGAGAACCUGGACCCUGUGCAGCUUCGGCUCUUCGGUGGCUCCUGCUUCUUAUAGCCAUUUGCCAACACAUAGGACUGGCUACCAUAUCUUAUCACCCAGCUGGAUGUUGGAAGGGUCUCGACCACCCAGAAAGAAAGCCCGAGCCUCCGAUCUGCCUUUUGUGUGAAGCCGGAGACAAGAGCCAUGCCCAGGAGAAGCAUUGUAGAAGUGUGUGUGCAGGACGUGCAGAAGAGACGCAGCCCCAACAAGCAUUAUGUGUACAUUAUUAAGGUCACAUGGUCGAAUGGCACCACAGAGGUCAUCUACCGAAGAUAUAGCAAAUUCUUUGACCUGCAGAUGCAACUGUUGGACAAAUUUCCAGUGGAAGGUGGUCAGAAGGACCCAAAACAAAGAAUUAUCCCUUUCUUACCAGGAAAAAUCCUUUUUCGGCGGAGUCACAUACGCGAUGUAGCAGUGAGGCGCCUGAUUCCUAUUGAUGAGUACUGUAAGGCUCUCAUCCGCCUGCCUCCGUACAUCUCACAGUGUGAUGAUGUUCUGCAGUUUUUUGAGGCCAGAUUUGAAGACUUUAACCCGCCGAAGGAGGAACCUAUUGGAAAGAAAAGACUGGGUGGAGACUCUGCGUCAUCAGAUGCCUUAGUCCUUGAUCAGUACGUGGUUGCGGCCGCCUACGAGAAGCAGGAGUGUUCAGAGAUCAGUCUUCGAGUAGGCCAAGUCGUGGAUAUCAUUGAGAAAAAUGAGUCUGGCUGGUGGUUUGUGAGUACUGCUGAUGAGCAAGGUUGGGUACCUGCUACCUGUUUAGAAGCUCAAGAUGGGGUACAAGAUGACUUUACAAUUCAGCCUGAAGAAGAGGAGAAGUAUAGUGUAAUCUACCCCUAUACUGCAAGGGAUCAAGAUGAAAUCACUCUGGACAGAGGAGCCGUGGUGGAGGUCAUUCAGAAGAAUUUAGAGGGCUGGUGGAAAAUAAGAUACAAAGGUGCCGAGGGCUGGGCUCCUGCAUCCUAUUUAAAGAAGAUCAGUGGAGAACUGUUGGCUCAAAAGAUGGCUGCGGGUUCCAGUGCCAACUCCAGUGCCCUGGACCUAGAUGGCUUCUCCAGGCAGCAAUGCUAUGCUGGGCGUGAAAGGGAGAUCUCUGGUCCUUCAAGAGAUGGCAGAUUUGAUGCACGGCCUUCCCCUUUUGCUGACAUUAAACGAAAAUCUCCUACAAUGAGACAGAGACCUCCACCUCGCCGAGAUCUUACUAUACCCCGAGGUGUGAAUCUCCCAAAACCACCCACUCCCCCACAUGUUGAAGAAGAAUACUAUACUAUUGCAGAUUUCCAGACAAUCAUCCCUGAUGGUAUCAGCUUCCAAGCUGGACUUAAAGUUGAGGUGAUUGAGAAGAACCAUAGCGGAUGGUGGUAUAUUCAGAUUGAUGAUAAAGAGGGCUGGGCCCCUGCCACCUUUAUUGACAAAUAUAAAAAAACAAGCAAUGCUUCAAGGCCAAACUUUUUGGCUCCUUUACCUAGUGAAAUAGCCCAGUUAUGCUUGGGAGAUGCAAGUGACAACAGCUCUUUUGAAGAAGCCUCUGGUCCCUGUAGGCCUCUGCCAGAACCCCCUCAAAAUGGAAUGGAUUCUGGGGCCAAGUGGUCCAAGGACUGGAAGAGCAAAGAUCAAGGGGGUAAAAGUACUAUAACAGAUGCACGAGAACAAAGUGUGAAUAAUGUGUAUGAUGAAGCAGCUCAUGCUGAUGAGGAGGAGAAGCCAAGUCUACCACCAAGAAGAGAAUCCAUGCUGAAAACAGAAGAUACUUCUGAGAGGCCAAGUAUUCCACAGCUAAGGGCUCCUCCCCCAAAACCACCUGGUGCCAUGAUGCCUCCUAGUCUUCAGAAACCAAUUCCACCUAAGGAGUCUAAGAAACCUGAACUUAGAAAUGAUAAAAGCAAAAUGUUCCAGCUGAAAAAUGAAAUGGGCCUUGAAUGUGGUCAUAAAGUGUCUUCUAAAGAGCUCAAGAAACCUAUGCUCAAGCCUGUCGCCAACAAACCAAGAACUGAGCUUCCUGCAGAAAAGCCAGAACUGACAGCUCCAAACCCUUUCCUGAAGGCCAAGCCGCAAGUGAGGCCCAAACCAAUGCCUGCUGCAAAGACUGAACCACCAGCAGAAGAUAAAGUUGAUAUUUCUAAUCUAAGAAGCAGACUUAAGCCAGCUGCAAAGUCUGUAGAUAAAUCAACUGAGCAGGAUUCGGUUGCAGGUAGUGGGAUCAGCGAUAAUGCACUGUACACUGCACCUAAUACAGGGUCUGCUGGCAGACCCCAGGACAGACCAGACAUCAAGCCUCCACUGAAACAAGAAAAUGAUUAUUUUAGGGAGCCUCCUUCCAAAGCACUGCCAGUACCUGUAAGGACUGCAGGUACUGAAUCAAAGCAUGUUACAGCACCUGCAAGAGAGCCCCUACAGAGGCCUGUUGUCCCUCCAAGAAGGCCCCCUCCUCCUAAAAAAGUCUCUGCAUCAGGUGACCAGUGCGAGGGGAAACAACCUUCUGAUUUUGCAGCUGCACCAAUGGCCAACAGGCCAAUACUGUUCCCACCAAAAGCUAAACCGUUCCUUCCUUCAUCAAGCAUUGAGGACACCAAAGUAAAAAAUAGCUUUGUUCCAAAGACCCAAGCACCGAGACUGAUGGACAAAGCAGAACAUAAAGAGAGAUCUGCUCCUUACAUGCCCCCAUCUGAUAUUCUCAAAGAAACCCAUUACAUUGCCGUGGCUGAUUAUGAUGGUGAUGAGGAUGCCAACAGCUUCAAGGAAGGGACAGUGUUUGAGGUGCAAGAAAAGAGUUCAAGUGGAUGGUGGUUCUGUAAGGUCCUCAGCGGUGGUCCAAUUUGGGAGGGCUGGAUACCUUCCAAUUAUCUAACAAAAAAGCCAUAAUGGUUCCUUUUUUUAGUUUACAAAAAUCAAUAGUCUCCUAUUUUCUUGUGUAUUUAAAUGGCAGUUUUAUUUAUAGUUUUACAUAAAGUCUGCUUUUAUACAUUC